This is a messenger RNA of Closterium sp. NIES-67, 609 nucleotides long. The record is from the annotation of a GenBank genome assembly. Lineage: Eukaryota; Viridiplantae; Streptophyta; Zygnematophyceae; Desmidiales; Closteriaceae.
CCGAAAUACCCUUGGCAGAAAAGCGACAUCUGCUACAGUGGGACAGUGACAUCGCGUACCGGAAAGGAUCAACGAAAAUCUGGGUACCCAAUUACCCUCCUUUGCGCCAGUUACUACUCGAAGAAUACCACGACGUCCUAUACGCCGGACACAUCGGUAGCAACAAGACGCUGAACGGUAUGGCAAAGCACUACUACUGGCCCCAAUUGGCAGAAGAUGUUCAUAAAUUCGUCACCUCGUGUGAUAGAUGUCAGCGGAUGAAGAGUAGCAAACAGAAGAAGGCAGGACUGCUACAGCCUCUUCCUAUCCCAGAACAACCAUGGCAAGUGGUUAGCCUGGACUUCAUCACCGGGUUACCACCUACCUCCAGCGGUCAUGACGCCAUCCUUGUCGUCAUCGACAAGUUCUCCAAAAUGGGACACUUCAUCCCGACACACACGACAGCACGCACCGAAGAAACAGCACAACUCUUCGUUCGAUACAUCAUCUCACAGCAUGGCAUUCCAACCAUACUCAUCUCUGACCGAGACCCCAAGUUCACCAGCAAGUUCUGCACUGGGAGGGGGCACAGCCGUGAAAGAUAGAGACUGCCGGCGCACCGCUCGACUG